AUGGAUGGCCUCCUGCUGAACACCGAGGAUAUAUACACGUUUAUCACCAAUUCUAUUCUAGAGGAAUAUGGCAAGCCUAAUUUGCCAUGGUCCAUCAAGGCUCAGCUACAAGGCAGACCUGCUCCCGAAGCCGUCAAAAUCUUCCAUGACUGGGCAAAACUUCCAAUCUCUCAUGAGGAAUACUCGCAGAAAUUGGCUGUGUUGCAGCAAAAGCUUUUCCCUUCUGCCGCGCCGUUGCCCGGUGUGGUGAAACUGCUCAAUGACCUCCAUGCCACAACAAAGACCGGCCAUCCAAUCUACAUUGCUCUAGCCACAUCAUCUCAUAGAAAGAACUUUGAGCUUAAGACCGGCCAUCUGAAGGAACUCUUCUCUCUAUUCCCAAAAUCAAACGAAGUCGUGGGCGACGAUCCGCGAAUUGGCAAGGGUCGCGGGAAACCCUUGCCAGAUAUAUACUUGCUUGCUUUGGAAACCAUUAAUGAAGAGCUGAGCGCAAAAGGGGAGAGACCGAUAAAACCAGAGGAAUGUCUUGUUUUUGAGGAUGCCGUUCCCGGUGUUGAGGCCGGUCGACGAGCCGGAAUGCAGGUUGUCUGGUGUCCCCAUCCCGGCUUGCUGAAUGAAUACAAGGGCCGCGAGGAGGAAGUCCUCGCUGGCCUUACUGGAGAACACAAGGAGGAAGAAAAGACGGAUGCUGAAAAGGAAGCUGAGGCGUUGCAGGGGGAGCGCAUUUCCCGUGGAAAUGGUUCGGGUAAGCCUGGCAAGCUGAAUGAUGGAUGGGGUCGUUUGCUUCCUACGCUGGAGAACUUCCCAUACGAGCAGUACGGCAUUGAGGUGCCUUAG
This is a messenger RNA of Talaromyces atroroseus, 837 nucleotides long. RefSeq lists its product as hypothetical. The transcript has 2 exons. The record is from RefSeq and is a predicted model, not a curated record. NCBI's taxonomy places the organism in Eukaryota, Fungi, Ascomycota, Eurotiomycetes, Eurotiales, Trichocomaceae. The coding region runs from base 1 to 837 and encodes 278 amino acids. Gene Ontology annotation, molecular function: phosphatase activity.